GCAGUCGCAAUCUAAUCGUUAAGAUAUGACAACAUACGAAUAAAAUAUAAACUCCAACAUUUACGCUUAAGAUCUCAAUAAUGCAUUACUGUUGUUUAAUUAUUUACGCCAUUAUCCUGCUGAUUGGCAUUGGCAAUUGUAAAACUGACGAUAGUCCGGGGUUCUUUUUGAAAAUUACCAAAAAUGUACCACGUUUGGGUCGAAGAUCGGAUAAGGAAUUUGAAAGUAGUUUUUUGAAAAACUACAAAGCCAUACCCAGAAUGGGAAGAAGUGUGGAAAGUGCGGACAACUAUUCCUCUCUCACUAACUGGUUGAAUGAACAAUCCUAUCUUAAGCAUCUCAAUAAACGUGUGUUAAUGACUCCUUCACGCAUUUCCUCGCCCGAACAUGAACUCAGUGUGGUGCAACCGGUUAAUUCUAAUACUCUAAUCGAAUUGAUUGACAAGGAUGCUAUACCCAGUGAUAAUGUUAAGUUUGUUCAUUGGAAAGAUUUCGAUCGUGCUCUACAAUUGGAUGUUGAUUUAUAUGGAAAAGUUAUUACGUUAGGACGUCGGCCCGAUCAACGUUUAAAACAGGAUCUUAAUAUUGGCGGUUAUAUGCCAAUAUUUGGUAGAGGUUUGGGUGAAGAUGAUGGAACUGAUUAUCUGCUUUAUAAUCAAGCUGGCAUUCAGGAGGGGAAUUUUAACUCUGAUAUCUUGCGUUAUAAUCGUGUUUAGUUUAUUGUGGUAAAGCAAAUGGAUUAGAUAAUUUCAUUAACGGUUUAUUAUAGGUUGGUGAUGGUGAAUAUUUAGUAAAUAAUUGUAUUUGUAAAUUUUAAUGAGAUGAGAUCUUUAUACAAGAAUUCUAGUCGUAAUUGUAAGUCAAAACCAAAUCCAUGGAUUGUUAUAUUUAUGUAUGAGUAGGUAUUGUUCUUAUAUUGAAUAAAGUGAAUUUUGCAUACUAA
This is a messenger RNA of Lucilia sericata (common green bottle fly), 943 nucleotides long. RefSeq lists its product as uncharacterized. The record is from RefSeq and is a predicted model, not a curated record. Bases 81 to 716 code for a protein of 211 amino acids. NCBI's taxonomy places the organism in Eukaryota, Metazoa, Arthropoda, Insecta, Diptera, Calliphoridae. The transcript has 2 exons.